CGACAGCAUAACAAAGAAAAACGUGCGGCUCUAAAGAAAUUUGAAGAAAGGAUCCAAUCCGUCUCUGAUGGAUUGCGAACAGAUUGGGUUAAGAAACUUGAAGAGCAAAUUGAGAAAAAGUACACUGUGAUCGAAGCUGUAUUUCGAGAUAAUGAAAUAAAAUUUACGAAGCUUAUGGCCGUGUUUAGAAAAUUUGAAGAAAAGUACAAAAAAGAAAUUCAGGAGUUUACAGAUUCCAAAGGCUGGGGUAAUAUUACUGUUGACGAAGUAAGCCUGAAGAGUAAUAACUUGCGUGAAGAAGUUUUGGAAAGAUUUCAGCACGAAAUUAAGCAAAUAGCUGAUGGCUCAUUAGAGGGUUGGCGUAGUUGUAUAGAUGGAAAACUUCUGAGCGCAUACAAUGAAAUUGAAGAAGGUGUCAGAAAACUGGAGAAGAAGAGAAAAAAGAUUUGCUGGAAAGCAGUUUUAAUUUGUAUGAUUCUCGCAACUGCAGGGUUGUUGUGGCUGGUUGGUAUUCCUAGCACCCCACUUAUUAUUUCUGUUUGUAUAAUCCUUGUCUCAGUUGUCAAGGGUAGCGAGCAAGCGUAA
This is a messenger RNA of Enterobius vermicularis (human pinworm), 585 nucleotides long. Lineage: Eukaryota; Metazoa; Nematoda; Chromadorea; Rhabditida; Oxyuridae. The record is from the annotation of a GenBank genome assembly.